AUGCCGCGCUUCGUCAUCGGCAACAUCUAUGUGAUUGCGUCCAUCGCCGUGGUCGGAGGCGGCCUCUUUGGCUUCGACAUCGCCUCCAUGUCAGGCAUCCUCGGCACCGCGGGCUACAAGUGCUACUUCAACCAGGGUCCCGAGGGGCCCCCGUUCAACGACAACGAGAACUGCUCGGGACCCAAGUCGCUCGUUCAAGGUGGAAUCACCGCGUCGAUGGCGGCGGGGUCCUGGGCUGGGGCACUCAUCUCGGGGUACAUGUCCGACUGGCUCGGGAGGAAGAUGUCUAUUAUCCUUGGAUGUCUGUUCUGGAUCGCCGGGUCUACCGUCAGUGCUGCGUCGCAGAAUAUCGGCAUGCUCAUCGGGGGAAGAAUUCUCAACGGCGUCUCCGUGGGCAUAGAAUCCGCGCAGGUCCCGGUCUACGUCUCGGAGCUGGCACCACCCUCGAAGAGAGGCCGUUUGGUCGGACUCCAGCAGAUGGCCAUCUCCUGCGGAAUCAUGACCAUGUAUUAUAUCUCUUAUGGCGGAGCACAUAUCGGUGGCCAGACUUCCAGCACCUACAACCCGCUCUCGUUCCGUGUACCGUGGGCAAUCCAGAUGGUUCCCGCGAUCUACCUCAUGAUUGGCAUGACCUUCCUGCCCGAGUCGCCUCGCUGGCUUGCUAAAAAGGAUCGCUGGGAGGAAUGUAAAGCGGUGUUGACGCUGGUGCACGGCAAAGGGAACCCAGACCAUCAACUGGUGGUUUUGGAACUGGCGGAGAUCAACGUGGCAUGCGAGCUUGAACGGCAGUUUGGCGAUGUCACGUAUUGGGAGCUGUUCAAGCCCAAGAUGAUCAAUCGCACGAUUAUUGGCGCCUUCGAUCAAAUCUGGUGUCAGCUCAGUGGGAUGAACCUGAUGAUGUAUUAUGUGACCUUUGUGUUCGGUAUGGCUGGGUACAAGGGCAACUCCAAUCUCCUGGCCUCGUCGAUCCAGUAUGUCAUCAACGUGGUCAUGACAAUCCCUGCCUUGAUCUGGGUCGAUAGGUGGGGUCGCCGACCGACGCUCAUGGUUGGAAGUAUCGGAUGCGCCAUCUGGAUGUUCGCCAGUGGAGGCGUUCUGGGGACAUACGGUACCUUUGUGCCCGGCGGCGUCAACGGCGUGGCAGAACAAUCGAUGCUGAUCAGUGGCGCACCCGCAAAAGCGCUGAUUGCAUUCACAUAUCUCUUCGUUGGUACGUUUGCAACAACCUGGUCUCCGGUAUCUUGGAUCUACCCGCCAGAGCUGUUUCCACUACGAGUUCGGGGAAAGGCUGUGGCCCUGAGUACCUCCGCCAACUGGGCCUUCAACACUGCCCUGGGCUUAUUCGUCCCAGUUGCCUUUGUCAACAUUCAAUGGAGGACGUACCUCAUCUUCGGGACAUUCCUAAUCGCCUCGUUCAUACACGUCUUCUUCUUUUUCCCAGAGACCUCCGGGAAGACUUUGGAAGAAGUGGAAGGCAUAUUCGAGGAUCCUCAUGGCAUCAAGUACUUGGGGACACCGGCGUGGAAAACUCACAAGGAGACCAAAAGAGCUUCAGCACUGGAACGUAACAGUAUCGAUGCUAGUGAGUUGGAGGCAUGGAAGGCUGAAAGCAAACCAGUGGAGGCGGCAACGGUCGUGCACCAAGAAGUUGCUUGA
Molecule: messenger RNA, 1656 nt
Organism: Fonsecaea nubica
Lineage: Eukaryota; Fungi; Ascomycota; Eurotiomycetes; Chaetothyriales; Herpotrichiellaceae
Exons: 4
Coding region: 1-1656 (551 amino acids)
Biological process (GO): transmembrane transport; carbohydrate transport
Cellular component (GO): membrane
Molecular function (GO): carbohydrate:proton symporter activity
Source: RefSeq, a predicted model, not a curated record